GGAAACCUGAUAUAUAAUUAAGAUGGAAUCAGAAACUAAAGAUUACAAUACCAUUAGCCAGCAUGAUCCUUUAGAACGAGCGAAAGCUACUGAAGAUUCCACCAAGAAAGAAAUUGUCGCUGAAGAACUACCAAUCCUCGCUUACUGAAAACAUUGCUGUAAAACCUACAUGACUCGAAUAGAAACCGAAUGAGAUUGCACUGAAGUCCCUUUAUGAAUCUGAAUGUCAGUCUUCUUCCUCUUCUGCUACUGCUGCUGCCCUGGCCAGAUGAGGCAGACCAGGAAGUCCUACCACAUCUGUACCAACUGUGACCAGAAGAUCCUCAGAGUCACCAAUAGUUUGGCUACCACGAUCCAGAUGUUCGGCAGGAGUAUCGAGAAUACCUGCGAGGACGUCAAAGAAGGAGCGAAAACAGCCGCACGAGAAGUCAAAGAAACAGCUGAUGAGCUCCAAGAGCUCUCAGCUGAAGUCAGAGAGAAUCUAGAGCAAAUUAAGAAGCAUUUGCCUGAAGAUUUUGAGAAAUUGAAGGAAGAGAUUGAGGAAGGAGUCGAGAAAUUUCAGGAAAAUUUAGGAAAUGAAGUCGAUCAGCUGAAGGAAAAAGUCCCUGGAGAGAUUAACAGGAUAGAAGAGAAGAUUGAAGAUGCCCUUGAAGACCAGCCGUUAAUUAGUGGGGAUAGAGGGACCGAAGUGCCUUCUAUGGAGCAGAUGAAGGACAAAUAUUUGGCAGAGGGAAAGGAGUAGAGGGAGAGGAGGACUUGAGGUUUUACUGAUCACACCAAAAUUCUUUUUAUUUAAU
Messenger RNA from Moneuplotes crassus, 797 nucleotides. The record is from the annotation of a GenBank genome assembly. Lineage: Eukaryota; Ciliophora; Spirotrichea; Euplotida; Euplotidae.